AUGGAUGCCGGCGAGCCCGACCAGACUCCUUUCGCAGCGGUCACCGCGCAGACCUCGCGGCUGCAGCGCCACUACCAGGCUCUCCUCGAUCAGUCAACGCCUUUUGUGCUGUAUCGAUGGAUCGGCACUGGUGCCUUUCUCAUGGUCUUCUUCCUGCGCAUUCUCUUCGCGCAAGGCUGGUAUAUCGUUGCGUACGCCCUGGGUAUCUACCUCUUGAAUCUCUUCCUCGCCUUCCUGCAGCCCAAGUUUGACCCCUCAAACGAUGCUCUGGACAACGAUAUGGAGGAUGGAUCUGCCGGUGGUCUCCCGACCAAGCAGGACGAGGAGUUCCGACCAUUCAUUAGGCGCCUCCCCGAGUUCAAGUUCUGGCACUCGGCUACUCGCGCCAUUGCCAUCUCCUUCUUGUGCAGCUGGUUCGAGAUCUUCAACGUUCCCGUUUUCUGGCCCGUUCUGGUCAUGUACUGGAUCAUCCUUUUCGUCUUGACCAUGCGAAAGCAAAUCCAGCACAUGAUCAAGUACCGCUACGUGCCCUUCUCCUUCGGCAAAGCUCGAUACAACAAGAACAGCAACUAG
Messenger RNA from Thyridium curvatum, 573 nucleotides. RefSeq lists its product as uncharacterized. Gene Ontology annotation, cellular component: Golgi membrane. Gene Ontology annotation, biological process: retrograde vesicle-mediated transport, Golgi to endoplasmic reticulum; protein retention in ER lumen. Lineage: Eukaryota; Fungi; Ascomycota; Sordariomycetes; Thyridiales; Thyridiaceae. The transcript is spliced from 3 exons. Bases 1 to 573 code for a protein of 190 amino acids. The record is from RefSeq and is a predicted model, not a curated record.